UUUUUUUUUUUAUACUCAAAAUGACCUCUUCACUGGACAAUUCACCUCUUUAUUCAAUCAUAUCUUUUUUAGUAGUAUGGACAGAUUAUUUUGUUCGUAUUUAUAUUCGUAUCAAAGCUGCUUUUGACGCUGUACUUUAUGUUGCUCGAUCUCCGGUACCCCGACAACGAAGAUCUCUGAAUACAACUCAAUCUGGAAGAAGGUCAUCAUUAUCACCAUCUUCAACACGAUCUUAUUCAAUCUCAUCACUCACAAACCAUUCACAACAGCAUUUACCCAAUGAAGUUCUACAACUUGUAUUCACAAAUUCAACUAAAAAAGAUUUAUUUCAUUGUACUAUGGUAUGUCAAAGGUGGCAUCGUCUUGUGACCCCAAUAUUAUGGAAAGACCCGAUCCUUCCGCCAUCAUUAUCCGAUGUUAUCAAUAGCUAUUCAACUCGUGAAUCAACUCUUUCUGCUCGAUAUCGACGUAAACCUUCAAUAACAAAUUUAAGUUGUCGUGAUGGUUUCAAGAAGGGUCAUCAUCGACAUGUUUCUUCUGGUACCACUCUUCCUAUGGUGAUUCUUUCUCUUCGAACCCCAAAAUAUGGCCAUGCUAUUCAUUCAUUACGCUUGACAUCCCUAUCUGAUCAUCUGACUGAUGACCUCCUGCUUUUUAUCACCAAGCAUUGCCCCAAUCUGAUCUCUUUGGACCUUUCUUAUGCUCAACAUAUUACUUCAACUGGAUUUCAACAUCUGGCUCGAUCACAGUGUGCAACUUCUCUUAAUCAACUGAUAUUAUCUUUUUGCCCUCACCUGACUGAUGCUACUUUGAUUUCUUUGUCUAUGCGAUGUGAUUCUUUGGAAACUCUUCAACUGGUAGGUUGUCAUCGAAUCACUCAAACUGGUGUACGUUCAUUGGUGGCAGCAUCUCGACAAUCUCUACAAUAUAUCAAUAUGAAGGAUUGUAUUAGGGUAUCUGGUCGUAUUUUACAAGAUCUAGCAAUAUUAUGUGGUCCUCGAUUAUUAGGUGUGGAUGCUACUAGGAUAUGCUCAAUUCUGCACUCUGAUAUCAAGGUAUUAGUUCAACAUUGUCCUCGCCUGGAACAACUUUAUGUAGGUAGAAACAAAUCGCAAUUAGUCUGCCAAUUACAACAACGUAUACGAGAUGAACAACAGCAAGAACCAUGGGUUAUGCCAUUUUCUUCUACAUCUUCCUCUAGCAAUUACAGAACAAAGAAAAUCAAUACACAUAGUCGAUCAUCUUCUUCAUCGUCAUCAGCAUCAUCAGUAUCAUCAAUAUCAUCAGUAUCCUCAACAUUAUCCUUAUCAUCGUCACCAUCAAUAUCAUCAUCAUCAUCAGGACCAAAACCAUUUUCAAGCUCUCUUUCUGCUUCUCUUCUUCAACAACGGCAGUUAUCACGAUCUACUUCUACAUAUACCAAACCAAAUGCUUUGGAUUCUCUUCUUGAUAUGCUUCGACAGUACAAUGUGAACCCAACGGAACCAACCUCAGAAUCAACUCCUCAACAACAACAACAACAACAACGCGUUCACAGGUCUCGUCAUCUUAGUCAGCCUAUUUGGCAAUAUAACCAUAACAACAGCAGUUAUACCAUCAACAGUGUUCGACAUCAUCAAGAACCUUUACCAAUACAACAUGACACAGAUGAAGUUUCUCAACAUACAGUGGAAUUGAUGAUGAAGCAUCUACCUCGAUUGAAAGCAGUGGAUUUUUCCCAUUGGACUUGUUUAACGGAACAGCUCAUCCGAAGGUUGCGCCAACAGCAAGGUCAUGCGAUUCAAUAUAUUGGUUUAGAAGGUUGCUUACCUGUUACUCAAACUGGAAUGUGUGAUGGAUAUUAGUUAGUAUAUAUUAGAUUAGGAUUUUUUUUUUUAUUUUUAUUGCUUAUACUAUUAUUAUCAUUAUUAUUAUUGUUAUUAUUCUUUAUUCUUCUGUUUAUAUGAUAGUUAAGGAAAAUAAACUUGGAGGAU
Messenger RNA from Halteromyces radiatus, 1973 nucleotides. RefSeq lists its product as uncharacterized. Gene Ontology annotation, molecular function: protein binding. The record is from RefSeq and is a predicted model, not a curated record. Lineage: Eukaryota; Fungi; Mucoromycota; Mucoromycetes; Mucorales; Cunninghamellaceae. The transcript has a single exon. The coding region runs from base 21 to 1844 and encodes 607 amino acids.